UACUGCAGCACGUCCAACCCGGCCUUCGAUCUCAGCGGCGCCGCCAUCAGCGACAUGGCAGAGCGCGGAAAGGAGGCGGCGCUACGGAACAUCGGGCUGGACGACGUGGUGUAUAAGAGGCUGCCGUGCAAGUACCCGAACCAGAACAUGGCAUGAAGUACUCAAGAUCUUCUUCUUUUGAUGUAAGCACGUCCAACCCGGCCUUCGAUCUAAGCGCCGCAGCCAUCAGCGACAUGGCAGAGACCGGAAAGGAGGCGUCGCUAAGGAACAUAGGGCUGGAGGACGUGAUGUACAAGAGGGUGCCGUGCGAGCAUCCGAACCAGAACAUGGCAUUUCACGUGGACGAGGGCUCCACAGCAUUCUGGCUGGAGUUCGUGGUGAAGUUCCACGGAGGGCCCGGCGACAUCGAGAGCGUGGAGGUGCUGCACAGCGGGAGCUCGUCGUUCCAGCCGGCGAAGCAUAACUGGGGGGCCAACCGGAUGCUGAUCAACACAUCGAUGAAGGCGUUCAAGGCCCCCUACGACAUCAAGGUGGUGUCCAAGCUCAACGGGCAUGCCGUCACGGCGAACAAGGUCAUCCCGGAGUUCUUCGAGCCCGGCAAGCUGUACGAGAGCCACGUGCAGCUCGCGUACCAGAAUGUGGCGCAUUCCAGGGUCAGGAUAGCGACGAAAGUCAUGCACACGAAGAACCAGGACUGUGCACACCCAUCGCAUCGCAUCGCAGGAAGGCAGUUGCAGGCGAAGGCAGAGAUUGAUUCAGGAUGAUGAAUAUGAGGAGGAGGAGGAGGAGGAUGCAUGUGUGGCAUGAAGCUGUAGAGGGACAGUGCGAGAUUGGCGAGGGAGUGUUGGAGAUCAUCCAGCUACUACGUUACAUUACGUGACGUGACGUGACGGAGAGGUGCGAUUGUGGAGAUGCUCCAGAGGGUCGGGGAUUUGGAGGUGGAGAGGAAGUGAGAGUGAGAGUGAGUGCGAUGUGGUGGUGCAGAGGGAGGGAGAGGUGUAACAUAACAUAACACAAUACAAUACACACUCACAACACACACACACAUAUAUAUAUAUAUAUAUAUAUAUAUGUUUAUGGGUGUUGCACGUAUAACGACGCAUGGUUGGGGUGUGAUUGUAGCCCUGGUCUCGGGGAAUGGAUGAGUAAAUAUUUAAAUGUGAACAUUCACCAGAAGGUCCUGGUUCUUAACCAACUCAAUACAAUGCAAUUCUGUCA
Physcomitrium patens is the source of this 1218-nucleotide messenger RNA. The record is from RefSeq and is a predicted model, not a curated record. Lineage: Eukaryota; Viridiplantae; Streptophyta; Bryopsida; Funariales; Funariaceae.